AUGAGCGAUCAGAAAUCAUCUAGUAAUGCCAGUGGGAAGCGGUGCUUUGUGACCAUCGGCGCAACAGCCCCCUUCAAUAGCCUGGUCCGGGCCGUCCUAGAGCCAACAUUCAUCAAACCUCUCUGCGAUGCAGGGUAUACACAGCUACGAGUCCAAUAUGGCAACCAGGAAGGCGAGGCUAUCUUCCAAGAGCGAUGCAAAAUUCUAAAGGAAGCCGGGUUCGAUCAAGGCAUCGAGAUUACAGGCUUCGGGUUCAACAGGGAAGGGUUGCGAGGGGAGAUGCUGGCAGUGAAGGGCCAAUCGCCACAGGACGAAGGGAUGGUCAUCAGCCACGCCGGAUCGGGAUCAGUUCUUGACGCCCUGCGCAUCGGCGUGCCCAUUGUGGUGGUCCCAAACACCGAUCUGUUGCACAACCAUCAGGUAGAGUUGGCCGAGGCUCUGGCCGAGCAGGAGUAUGUGAUCCACGGCAAGCUCGACAACCUCGCGGGUUCGAUAGCGAGCGUCGAGGAGUUGCGGAGGAAGAUGAAGCAGUGGCCGCCGCUGAGGUCGGGGGAGGAGAAGUACAAACGCGGGCUGGAGGACGUUAUUGCCGAGGAGAUGGGCUGGCAGAUUGGCUGA
Molecule: messenger RNA, 618 nt
Organism: Fonsecaea multimorphosa CBS 102226
Lineage: Eukaryota; Fungi; Ascomycota; Eurotiomycetes; Chaetothyriales; Herpotrichiellaceae
Exons: 1
Coding region: 1-618 (205 amino acids)
Biological process (GO): dolichol-linked oligosaccharide biosynthetic process
Cellular component (GO): extrinsic component of endoplasmic reticulum membrane; UDP-N-acetylglucosamine transferase complex
Molecular function (GO): hexosyltransferase activity
Source: RefSeq, a predicted model, not a curated record